AUGGUCGCAACGGCCAUCCUCUCACCACCUCCACAAGGCAAUGGUCACCUCGGAAGCGACGACUCUAGAAUGGACACCACCACUACAACAGACUCAGUUGUCGAUACACCCACAGUGCAGCCCCUAGCGGCAUACCCAUUGGUGAACUCACAACCCCCGGUGCGCGCCAUUGAUGGUCACCAGCUGUUCCAGCUCCACCAAAAGUUUGUUACAACGCCGUUGCCCACAAAGGCCAUGUUCCCCUGGCUCCACGGCGUUGACGGCACAAGCAAUCCCCAGAACUACUUCUUUGGCAUCCAACACCAACAUUAUGCUGGCUGUGCCGCCACAGGAGGAGUCGACAUAACAGACAACAACAACAACCCUGCCACAGCAACUGCAACGACGCCUCAACUCCCUUUGCCAGAACACCGUGGGCUGAUGUUUGUUCAUGCAAACGAACUCGACCUCGGCCGCCUCGUGGGCUCAGUCAGCCCUUCAGAGAUCCUUCAACCGGUUCCGCCCACCCCUCAAUCGUCCCCUGCCUCCCCUUCCCUCGUCUCUCCUCCCGCCUCUUCCAAUGUUGAAUACUCGAAUGGAAGCACCAACAACACCGAUACUAACGGUUCAUAUGACAACAACACCAACACCAACGGUUCAUAUGACAUCAACAACCACCCACAACUUCUUCAUCAACACACAGCCGCCCCUGCUACUUCGAUAACUCAUGGCGACAUAACAACCAUAUCAAAUACCGACUGGGCCGACAUCUCAGACGACCUAGCCAGUUCCGCCCUCUCGUCCUCGUCCCUCCCCUCUACCACAUCCUCGUCAUUCAACAACAAUACCAUCGGCAGCAGCAAUGGUGCGACCACAGGAACAGGAGGUGGCAACGGCGGUGCAUUCGACUCUUCUUCGACUUCGUCUUCCUCGUCUGUUACAUCUCACCCUCUCGCCAGGAAACUCCAAAGCUCGUUCAUGCACUCGCUGAGCGAGGGGAUCAACAUUCGAAACUUUAAGAUUCAAGUCCCUCGCUAUGCCCUCCUGUCGGACCUGAUCAUCUAUGCCAAGGACGGCGAACAAGAUAUCUAUAUCUUGGAACUCGCAAAACAGAUCUCGACCGCCCAGGAAGAGGUCUUCAGGGCAAUGAAGGAACAGUACCCCCAGAUGGCACUCGAAUCCCGACGACAGACCUUUAUCCUCACAGAUUCGUUCGCGGCAUUCGAAGCGAAGUACCCCGAGCUGGUCGCGAUCUCCAGCAGUGGCCACAACUGCAAGAACAAGGUCGACUUUUGGGAGCAAGAACGCGAGCAAAUGUCCCUCCUCACACGCGGCUCCGAGAUUGCGCCUGGCAUCUGGCUGGGAAACAGUUCGGAUGUGCCUCAACAGAACAACGCCAACAACAACGCGUCCGCCCUCGCUACGCCCGUCACCCCGGGUUCCUCUUUUCAAUCCUACUUUUUCUCGUCAUCCUCGGCCUCGUCGACUAUACCAAACGCGACUUCUUUGGCUAACAGCAACAACAACAACAAUAACAACAAGUCGACAGCUAUACCCACGACACCACCGCCCGAGACAACCAACGACUAUUACCCACCCCUCACCCCACCUUCCUUCAGCGACCAAACCAACUUCCACCCUUCCAUCUGUGUCGAAUGUCGGUCUGGCGCCAACGCGCCUACUACUUUUACGCUGGACCGGAUCAAGAGCAAUGUUGCCUGCACCCCUGCGCCGCUCUCGUUCAAGGAGAUAUUCCAUCUGGAAUGUGGUGGUUCUUUGACUGCUGGAAGUAACCCGGAGGCCUUCCCGCCCUCGACAUCGUCUCUCUCGAACUUUGCUCGACAGCAGAAUGUGGAUGUGGGCGCGAAUCAGACAAUGCGGAGGGCGACCGCUGCCGGACUUGUGGGUGGAUACCAGAUGAUUAACACUAUGCUGCAGACCCAGAUUACGCACCUCGUCAAUAUGGCCUUCUUUAUCAACCAGGUCACCGACGGCACCUCUGUUGCCAGUGCUGCCGCUGCUGUUGCGUCAGGACUCUCGUCACCCACAUCGCCAUCAUCACCUCCUUCGUCCUUCAACAACGGCUUCACUGCUGGUCAUCGUAGCCCUUCAGCUCAACAGCAGCAGCAGAGACCUCACCAGGUGCUGAUCUACUGCGUGGACGGAUAUACGGAGACGGCGCUGCUGGCGCUUGCGACCGUGAUGGUACACUAUCGUUUUACCCUCGCCGAAGCCUAUGUCAAGAUGCAGACGGACCUUGGCCGCAGCUUCUUUGUAUACCCCAACGAUGCCAUCAUGAUGCUUGAGGUCGAAGCCCAGAUCUGGCAGCGACUUGUCUCGGAGAAGAAUGGAGGUGGUCUGAGUGUCGGCAGCAAGAGUGCGAUUCCUGGAGCUUCGGCGUCGACUUCUUUCUCGUCUUCGGGCAUAUCGUCAUUGUCAUCCUCGAUGAGUUCGACUUCGUCGUCGUUCUUUUCGUCGCUACUUAAUAUGACCAAUCAACCCUCUCAGCAGGGACCACACGACGGAUCGGUGCAGCAGAGCCAGGAGCAGGAACAGGAUUCUGGGAACGGAGGCAGUAUGGCCAUGGAGGGCCUCGAAUCCACACCCGAUCCGGAACCCAUCCCCAUCAUCCCCACCAUCACAACCGCUCCUCCUCCUCCUUCUCCUCUCCCUUCAACGACCAACAACAAUUUUACAGCAGCCUACCCCUUCACACAGCCCGAACACCUCGAAAAAUUCGGAUGGUUCUAUGAUCCAGAAUUCGAGGGCUCCUUCCCCUCCCGGAUCCUGCCCUUCUUGUACCUGGGCAAUUUAGCGCAUGCGUCCAACCCGGGGUUGUUGAAGAGUUUGGGGAUUCGGUAUGUGUUGAGUGUGGGCGAGCAGGCGCAUGGACUUGAUAUCCACAUGGGCGAGGUUGGCAGUGAAGACAAGUCGACACAGUUUAUGGUCAAGCUUGUGGAUGAUAUGUAUGAUAAUGGAGUCGACCCACUUUGGCGCCACAUCGAGAAUUCUGUUGCCUUUGUCGACGAGGCAAGGAAGAACAAUACCCGGAUCCUAAUCCACUGCCGAGUCGGCGUCUCCCGGUCCGCAACAAUCGUGAUCGCCUACUUAAUGGCCUACUACAACCUCUCCCUCGUCGACGCAUACCUACUGGUCCGCGCCCGUCGCCUAAGCGUGAUCAUCCAACCAAACCUCCUGUUCAUGUAUGAACUCAUGCAAUGGGAACAACGACUUCGAGGCCGGUUCGAUUCUAUGGGCUGGCAUGGGAUUGCGAGAGAGGUGCAUCAUCUCAACAUGUAUUACAUCGGCAACUGA
Messenger RNA from Linnemannia hyalina, 3294 nucleotides. NCBI's taxonomy places the organism in Eukaryota, Fungi, Mortierellomycota, Mortierellomycetes, Mortierellales, Mortierellaceae. The record is from the annotation of a GenBank genome assembly.